Messenger RNA from Porites lobata, 16211 nucleotides. NCBI's taxonomy places the organism in Eukaryota, Metazoa, Cnidaria, Anthozoa, Scleractinia, Poritidae. The record is from the annotation of a GenBank genome assembly.
AUGCCUUAUCGCACUUUCAGGGUAGUGAAAAUUAUAAUGGUAGUUAGUUUUGCUAUUUGCACUUUAGUUUUCCUACUUCUUCCUGGUGAUUCUCAAGGAGGAAAAACUAAAAAAGGACCUUUGGUUACUGAAAAGGUGGGUUCGCAAAGCCGCUUCUCUCUCUCGCGCAAAAACAUUUGGUGGGUUUCACAGUUUUAAGUGCGUCUGCCUUUUGCACAAGGAUAUCAUUCAUUCUGUAGGUUAUGUACCUAGAGUGUUGGCUUUAGUUACAAAUUGAGGUUACCCUGCAGAGGUAGCAGUGGGUUUCGUGGGAAGACUUGGUACACUGAGUAAACAUAGUUUCCUAGCGUUUUUGCCCGGGGGGGUACUGUCGUAUAUGGGCUAUAUGAGUAUGUGCCGCUGUGAAGGGUAUGGUUUUCAAGCAGUUUACUGUAGGAUAGGGUAUAUAAAUCAGAGCGUUUGGGUCUAGAAUAGGGUAUCAUUUUUCAUGAAACUGAUCAGUUCGUUGAAGAUUAAUUUUUAUCUAGACUGCGGAAACCGCUACUCUAGGAUAGGGGGAUUUUGGGAGUUUACUCUAGUAUAGGGUAGCAAAAUUCAGCUGAACUAGCUCUGGUAUAGGUCAAGGGUUCCACGGUCCCAGCAGCACAUCCCCACCCAGAAAUUCCUAAAGUGCCCCCCCCCCCCGGGCGUUUUUGUGAGCAAGCUUAGCAUAUCGUGAGAUGACUCUCGCUCGAGCGACAGAGUGCAUAUUGGAAUGAACCUGCUUGCUAUGAAUAUAACUAAAUUUAUUAUACAUUAUGCUCAUUAACUGUCUUCUUAUUGGCUAAGAGCCUACAGCUAAUUUUGGAAAUCAGCGCAACCAACGUUGCGCGCACAAUUUAUGCAUGAUUUCCACUAACAAUGAUAGUCUUUACACUAGAGCCUAAAUAAGCUAAGAAAUAUUUCAAGACAAGUAAACUUUUAAUUCUUCAAGUGAAAGAAAGCUUCACGCACAACCUAUAUUUUUUACCUCAGGUUUAGUUAAGCCUAUUUUCCCACUGAACAUAAUUAAGAUUGAUUGACAUGCUUCGCCGUUCUCAAAGCUUAAGAACCCACAAGUGCGGGGGGGGGUGGGGUAUUACUUGGGUAUUUUUUGGGUGGGUAUGUGCCGCCCGGGACUCCAAAUUGGCACCCCGUUCUGAAAAAAACUUUCCCCUAAAAUUGAUAGCCCGUUCUAGAAAUGGGCCAAUUUUUUAUAUCCCGUUCUAGAAUUCGCCCUAAAACUGAUACCCCGGUCUAGAAAUGGGCCAAUUUUUUAUACUCCGUUCUAGGGUGCAACAAGAGUACAACAGUUUGCUUGUUAAUGCGCUGAACUGUAUUUUAAAAGCAAUCUGUCCUUGAAUUCAAAUGGCUGCUUACAAAAGUGGAGCUUUCAUGCAUUCGAAAUAUUAUACCCUGUUGUAGAAAACGCCUCUUAAAUGGAUACCCCAUUCUAAAUCAGGCACUUCAAAAUCAUGACCCCUUUGGGCGUCACAUACCCAUAUAGGUAAUGUAUGGGAGUACCCCCCCUCCCCCCAGCCACAAGUUCACUGAGUCCGUUUUAAGGAUGGUUUUCAAGUCACUUGAAACUUUCUUGAAUCGUUUCAACUUUCCGACUUUAAUGAGAUGCAAAGUAUAGUUACUUGAGAUUUUACUUAUUUAGGCCUUCACACAGGCAUUUUUGAUUAAGUAUAACUGAGUCUUACUUAACCCAUUCGCUCCUGGAGAUUUUGCCGAAAAAAGUGUUUUGAAGCUAGUCAAGUAGUUUUCUGGUCACUGUCAUGCUAUAAAGAGCUAAAACUUACCACAAACCCAUUUACAGGUCAUACACUUCACGGCCUUCUGAUCCAGAUGCAAAAUAUAAGCUUACGAAGUUUGGGCAUGCGCAGAAAGCAACAUUUUCGAGAUAGGUUUUGGGUUUAAAAGUGACACAGCAGUCUUGACUUUUACUUAAUUUCGCUUUCUCUCCUCCCCUCUUUUUUCACUUUUCUUGCCUUAUUUGUUUUUCUCUUGCUGGGCAUUUAGUAGGCUUCAUUUUAGUGGGAAACGUUUUUAAGAAAGCUUUUAGGAUCUUAGGAUUAGGUGAAAGGAAAGGUAGGUGGGCCGUGGAACAAGGUUUUCUUGGAAAUUUGCGGGUCAAUGUUACAUGGUUUUUAGCCUUUUUCUGCGGUGUCCUUGACUGAAUUGUGCUCAUUCCGGUACGCUUUGAAAGAUCUCUUCACUCUGCACAAGUUAGCGGACAAAGUUGUCCUUGACCGUUAAAACUGAUGACAUGACAAACAGUAGAAAGGACAUGGAUCUGCACGGGUGGCUCAGGGGCGAAUGGGUUAACAGCCUAGUGUAAAGACAACCAAUAUCAAUUCAGGUUCCUUGUGAUGGUGCGUUUGUCAUUGUUUUCUUCAAAACAAUGUAUGAUAAAACAAUUAUUUGAUUCAGUUUUUAUGAUAUCCUAAAUAAUCGAGGUCUCGGUAAGAUCAGCCUGGGCCUUCAGUUCGGCUGAUGAUACUAACCUCAACCUUGCUUAUUCGGGAUAUCACAAAAACCUCAUCCAAUAAUUGUUUAUUAUUUGUGUAGCGUGGUAUUCCACUUUGGGGGGCUAAGUAAUCCCACGAUUAGUUGUGUAAAGUGAAUCAACAUGUUUACGUUUACAGGUUUUCUUUGAUGUCACCCAUGGAGAUGUAAAGAUAGGUCGUGUUGUCAUCGGUCUGUUUGGAAAAACUGUACCAAAAACUGUUAAAAAUUUUGCUACAUUGGCAACUGGUGAGGUAGGGUGAUCAGGCAUUUAUAUUAUAUUUAGCAUGUUCAUGCUGAUAAUAUGAAAUUAAAUAAGGUUAAAAUCAUUUAUUUAACAGAGCUCAAAAUUGCGACUGAUACAGGCGCAUUUGCAACUGAAAUUUUUGCUUUUGCGACUAAAAAAUGCUGAUCAGUCCCAAAUUUGUGACUAGGUUAGGGCCAGUCAAUUGGUCACUAGCAUUUUCAAGACGACUAUUUUAAGCCUAAGUUAAUAAAGGUACACCAUAUUGAAGAAUAUUGUGUUCUGUUGGAACUUAAAUGUAUGUAAUGGAUGUAAUUUUCCCCAAAUCGCAGCCCUUGAUUUUCGUGUAAUCAUGCAGGUGUAUUAAAAAGUAAAUACUGUGAGUAGGAUGAGAAAAUAUUAUUGUGGUGUAUUAAGGCGUUAAGUUUCUCAGAAUAUUGUCGCAAUUACUGUAACUCUACGGUUAAAUAGAUUCACUUUAUUGUUUGUGUUUAAUUGAUAGAUUUUUGCAGUUGUUAAGAUGUCAAGUCAUGUUGGCACUUUAUUGAUACUUGAGAUAUCAAUGAUUUAACCUUUACGUACUACUGGAAGCAACAUCAUGCAUCUGACGUUACGUAUGUGUCAUGGAUGUGUUUAUAGGGGUAGCUUUGUACUUGACUAUCAUGCAGUCUACUUGCAGCGCCUCAUGUCCAUAGAAUAGAAAACACAUGUAUAUCAAGCUUUUCUGGAAUGGGUCAGUCCACAAAUUCAAAGAAAGCGUUGAUUACUUUGGAACAGUAUUGAUUACUUCUCAGUGGUCAAAAAGAAGAACAAUCUUAAUAAGCAAAACUUCGAGGUUUACUGGAAAACCAGGAGCGAGGAAGGAUCGAAAGUCAGGGAUCGAGGAUUGGUUAAAAAAACUUGAGAAUAAAAUAAAUAAAUUGUGGAUUGUGGUGAUGUGGACCACAGACUGUAGAUAAAAUUUCACAAAACAUAACCCCGCUCGCUGUACUGAGCACUAAAUUUAAGUGAACUACUUUGAGUCUGACUGAUUCAGUGACUGUUUUGGCAAAAACAUGAAAUUUUCCGGCAAAAUGAAACGCUUUAUCCAAGUGAGACCAGGAUAAAAUGCACCCGGUGUACAGCUCUAAACAUUGUACUCUGAGACCACGUAAAUAUCAACUGUACAAAGAUAUUAAAAGCAGAUACUAAGCAGCCAUGGAAAAUGUAAUUUUACUUUCACGCAAUUUUGAUAUUUUAUAAAACAAACAACAAAUUCAACAGGAAUACAUGUGAACUGAAUUAUUAAUUCUCAGUUGUAUAAGGUUCAGCUACACAUUUUUCUUGUGCUAAACAAAAACUGUACCAAGCCGUAUCUUGUCUGCUACAAAUUAAAGAAGCUAUAUAUAUUUUAAAUAUACUGAUAAAAAUCAUCAUUCAAUUUUUUGAGUGUAAAUCCCUGAAAGAGUUCUCCUCAUUGAAGCAAUAUCAAUAUGCAGAAGGUUUUCAAAGUCUUCACACCAGUGUGAAGCUAAGAUGUGCAGCCUGUCUCUCUUUGCAAAUUUUAAGUUUUGAGUAUUAAGUUACAUUAUGACUUAUAACACUCGUUUUGUAUUCCAAACGAAAAAGUAGCAUAACAACACCAGCUGAUAAUAUUUAUCUCCAAACAAGCAAGACUCAACACUACUAAGAGCAUUCUUGUCUUUUUCACAAAAGUUAGUAGUUUGGAUUGUACGAUGUUAUUACUGUCAAACUCAGAAAACUGCAAACACCUGAAAAAUUUCAGGAAUGUUGAUUGUGUACUGGCCAAUCACAAGAAAGUUCAGGAUACGCGAGCAAACCUCAAAACCACAACCUAAUUACCGUUGCUGUUUGCGGUUUAGUUGUCUCACACCUUAUUGGCUAAUUUCUCGCAACACAAUAACAUUCCAUCAAUAUUUUGGUGUUCACGGUUUUGUGAGUUUCAUAGGAAGCUGCUGAAGACAUUUGUGGAUGGUACAUUCCAGAGACAAUAGUGCAUCCGGUACUGAAUAUUUUAACUUAUGUUCCUGUUGAACUGUGAAGAACGAUUCAGAAGAAUUUUUCAUUUGUUUAUUCAGUGAGUAAAUGUUUGCCCUCCUUUCGAUGGUAGUUCAUAUAAGCUGUUGGAGUAAUAAAAUUAAAUGAUGUUAGCUGGUCAAUGACUGUCUAUAAUUACUUGUAUUAUAUUUUGUUUGGUCGCUUGCUUUUGCGACUAAAAUUUUCCAACAUGCGAUUAAAUUUUAGGAUUUACUCGCAAAUUGCGAUGAACAAUCUUUUUUAAUUUUGAGCCCUGUUUAAGGUCCUUAUGUGUGUGAUUAAAUGUAUUCAUAGGUCAGUUGAGAAAUGCACCAUGAGCAACUCAGAUCAUUAAUUAGCAAAGAGAAUGCUGAUGUAAUGGACAUUGUAAAUAGCAGCUGAAAGUGUGGUGUUUCUCUUAGUAGAACAGGGUUUUUGGUAGCAUUUGGAAGUACCGGAUGCAGUGUUUCAGCUGGCAGACAUACACCAUUCGCGCCGCUGAUGCGAACGUUAAGUGCCGUUGGUUGAAUUUUAUUAUCUUAUAGCGGUUAUAAUUUAUUGAGGAAUCACAUCUUCUGUUAUAAAUGUGAUAUAAUUUGGUUGUCUACAUGUACAUUUCAGAAAGGGUUUGGCUACAAAGGAAGCAAAUUUCAUAGAGUGAUAAAGCAGUUUAUGAUUCAAGGUACAAAAAACUAAAUAGGUUAUUAAUGUUAGCUAGUGUGGGUGGUUCCUAUGUGUUUAUUGGGUUCAGAUGCCUUUAUAGUAAACUUUAAGGUUUAAUUUCAUUUCCAUAUAGCUAGUCGGCAGAAAAAUUUCAUAUGUGCCUGAAGUUUCAAUACUCUUUCCCUCAGACUAUCUUUGUAGAUUAGAGUGAACAACAACAGGCUGGGGUACAAACGUUGAGUGUAUUUAACCACUAGAUUUAAAAAUGUUUUACUAUUGCAUAAAAUGCUUCACUUAUUGUGUUUGAAGUUCAGAAAGCUCCAUAGCCAAAGAUCACUACUAGUUGAGAAUGAGGUCUUUACAUUGUGUUUGUGAUAGCACUUUGUUAUAUUUUUUCUCCUAAAUGCAGCCCUCAAUUAAGGGUGAUACAUGUUCACAUGCAUGCCCUGUUGAGUAAAUUUCAUUAUUUUAUGUUCUUGUAGGAGGAGACUUUACCAGAGGAGAUGGAACUGGAGGUAAUCUUUUACUGACUUGGUACUGAGUCAAUGUUUUGUUACUAAAGGUGGUUGGGGAAGAAGUUUCACUGCCUUCUGUUCCUAACUGAUACUAAAUUAUUUACAGCUUCUAAAUCUACUGGGACGUGCACAGAAGACAAAAUUUUGGUGUUGACUUAUAUCACUGUCUCUCUGUUCCACCUCUUUUGCUUUUCUCUCCCCAUUUUUGUUUUGUCUGCUGGGAAUUUACAACCCUUCCUUUCAGUAGGAAAAGUUUCCACAAAAAACCCUGGGGAUCUAAUUUUUAAAAUAAUUUAGAAGGAAGUACUGUAAAAAUGGUGGUGUAGUGGAAUAUGUUUUAAAUGUAUUUCAGUUCAACCAUAUUACAAUUUUGGCUUGGCUUGUUUAUUUGGAAACAUAAUCAGUCAGUUAGGUAUGGAUGCUUAGAUCUCUUCUUCCUGUUCAAGUUAGGUGACAAAGUUGUGUAUGACCAUUAAAACCGAUGUUGUCACAAGUGUUACAAGGGACGUAUAUUCGCAAAACAUGGGCAGUUGCAUUUACAGGCAGUUUAGGUGUGAUUGACUUUAUUGAGAAUAGGGAAUAUUAUCUCUCUUUAAAGAUGUAAGUACAUGAAGAAAUCAACACUUGAAUUAAUUUAAAUUAAGUCCAACAUGUCGGGUUGACCCAUGAAUCAAGAUUGAGUGGCUCACAUAGAAAUUUCGGCUGUGAAGGCUACUUCAUUAAAAGUCAAACUUCUUAUGUGCCGAAGCUAUUACUAAAAUUUCUUUUCACUUGUAAACAUUUGAAAUCGUUGAAUAUCAUGAAAAUGAAUUGAGUCUGACUAAUUAAUUUUGAUGUCUGAAUAAACCGAGGAACUUAUAUCAUUUGGGUGGACCUACAUAGAUAUUAAGUUCAUUUGAUGAAAAAGAUCAACGUUUGAGCAGGGCCUAAAAGGAGUCCAGCCCUGUAGCAUACGUGUACAUGAAUUUUCGGUGGUUAUUUCUGGUACAGAAAGAUAGAAGCUGGGGGUAUUGACCUGAAUAAUAAUACUAUUAUUGCAUGUCAGGCAAGGUUGUGGAAUGUCAAAGUACAGCAUGCCUAAACAAGCAAUAGUUCUGGGAGAGAGGUGUAUGUGAUUUAACUCCAUCACAGGCAUGACUCCCAGUUCAUAUGCAGUGUAGCUGUUUCCUCUAGUUAUCCAUACUUUUUUAUUAUUUUAGGUAAAAGUAUCUAUGGAGAAAAAUUUGACGAUGAAAAUUUCAAGUUAAAGCACCAUGGCCCUGGCUGGGUGAGCAUGGCCAAUGCUGGAAAAGAUACAAAUGGCUCACAAUUCUUCAUUACAACGGUCAAAACAUCAUGGCUUGAUGGCAAACAUGUUGUUUUUGGCAAGGUUCUUGAGGGAAUGGUAAGUUUGAACUGUUGCAUUUUUUUUUUCACUCAUCAGUUAAUUAACAGUUAUUGGACGUGGUUGAGCAAAGUAUCGUGUUUUGUCGGUGGCGAGCAGAUCACUUAUUGAUCUGCGAGACCACAGGUAGCCCAAGCUCGGCGAGCAUCGGCAUUGUUGCGUAACAUUCAAAAUAUAAGGAUUUGUAUGGCAAAAAACCCUAUCGUUUCUGUAACCUAGGAAAAUGAAAGGAUUUCAAUAAAAGACAGCUUACCUUACUUAAAAUGUGUGUUACGACUCUCCAGUGUGGUCCAGGGGCCGAUUUAUGGCCGUUUUAUGGGUUUUAUGUUUGUAUAGAGAGAAAACCGUUCACAUAAAAGCCCGGGCGGGGUACUGCCAUAUAUGGGCCACAUAGGUAUGUGUCGCUGUGAAGGGUAUGGUUUUCAGGCAGUUUACUCUAGGAUAGGGUAUAUAAAUCAGAGCGCUUGAGUCUAGAAUAGGGUGUCAUUUUUCAGGAAACUGAUCAGUUGGUUGAAGAUUUUAUCUAGACUGGGUAAACAGCUACUCUAGGAUAGGGGGAUUUGGGGAGUUUACUCUAGUAUAGGGUAGCAAAAUUCAGCUGAACUAGCUCUAGUAUAGGUUAAGGGUUCCAGGGUCCCAGCGGCACAUCCCCACCCAGAAAUUCCUAAAGUACCCCCCCGGGCAUAAAAGCCAUAAAACGGCCAUAAAUCGGCCCUUGGACCACACAGGAGAGACGAAACACACAUUUUAAGUAAGGUAAGCUGUUUUUUAUUGAAAUCCUUUCAUUUUCGUAGGUUACAGAAACGAUAGGUUUUUUCCCAUACAAAUCCUUGUAUUUUGAAUGUUACUAGCCUGUGAACAGGCCUUUGGUUGAGCGGGGUGGGGAGAGAGAAAAGCGAAAAGGCCCUCCCCUCCCUUCCCCCCUUUCCCUUCUCUUUCCUUGCUAUUUUUCCCCAAACAGAGAGCCUGUUCACAGGCUAGAAUAAGAAUGUUACACAACAAUGCCGAUGCUCGCUGAUACUUAAAUUUCGAGCUUGGGCUACCUGUGCCGAGACACUGACAAAUCACGAUAUUUUGCGAUAACCGCGGAGGUCCAUAAUAGUUGUAUCAUACAGACACCGAGUUUGUUUUUUGAUAAGUAUUACCGACGACGAAAUUUAGCAAGAAAAACGAUAUUUAGAGUAACAUCAAAUGGUCUGCGAUAUGAAGAAAACCACCCUAGCUGGAGAGAUACAUUUACCAUCCAUCUUUUAUGUAGCUUGCCCUUUAAAAGCGCGGACUGUGGUGUCGCCGGAAGGACGCAUAGUGUACCGUCUGUUGUCAGCUUUAUACAGCGAUGCGUUUAGGACAAGUUGGUUUUUAUAGUGUAAGUAAUUGAGAUUUUCUUGUAGGAUGUGGUGGAACAGAUGGAGAACGUUGAUGUGGACGGGAGCAGCCCGAAGAAGGACCUCUUAAUCGCAGAUUGCGGCACUAUGGAAGUUAAUCCGCCAUUCAACAUAGAAAUUGUAAGAGAGUGAACAACAGAAGAGUGCAUAUUUUCUGUUCUGUAACUCGGACGUUUUGAUAAUGAAAUAAAAAUGUGUUUUAAACAUAGGCUUUGUUUGUAAACACACACAGGCUUUUUGUACUUAUGCGUUUACUUCCUCGGAAGUCCCUAAAUCUAAAUUGAUAACCGUAUCAACCUCUCAUACGGGAUAUAUAUGAUACAGGAGUAUGAUCAGCGGUCUUAGUUAUAAUAGUGGCUAGUGUUAGUAAUCCUUAAAAUGUUUAAAUUAGAUGGGCCAUUUUUAAAUGACUGGGUUGAGGUUGCACAGCGCAAAGUUAACGGUAAUGAGUUAAAUUCUUGAAUUGUGUGUGGAAAAAAAGAAGAUCGGUAACAGUUGGUAUUUGAUUGUAGUCGAAGAUAUGACAGAUGAGAAGUAUGACGUGUUUGGCAACCACUUGGCAGGAGGGGUGAAGUGGAGGUAUGGACAACACCGUGGACAAUUGUGUAUACCUGUAUUAGGCGGACACCGUAUUAAGCGGACACCCUCUGUUAAGCGGACACUAGCCGAAGUCCCCAAAUUUAUUUCCCUUAUUUACUUUAAAUGAAACCUUUAUUAAGCGGACACCUCUAUUAAGCGGACGCGGACACCUAAAAAGUACCUGAAAUGGUCAUUUCUGUUGUUGCCAACCUGUAUUAAACGGACACUUGUAAUUAAAUUCCACCACCCAACACGCUAGACACCGGAAAUGCGAAAGAUUGCCUCGAAUUAAAAAACAUGACUUGGCGAACUUAUUUGAUUAGUUUCACAGUACAGUAUUGUUUUCUAUUUCGUUUUGUUUGUAUAGAGCUUGUUUCACUCGUCUGAUUUCUUCAAAUUUGAGUUGCAAUCUAUGUUUAUGGUACUAUGAUCAAUUGGUCCACUUUGAUAAAGAAAUUAAUGCAAAACGUACAUUGUCACAGUCUCUGGCAGUAUUCUAAACGUUUCCAUUGUUCAUAUGAAUGGCAUUUGACACCUCAUAUGACGUUAUCUAUCGAAACUUAAGCGGACGCUACAGCAUUCCCCGAGGUUGUUGGCUUAAUACAGGUUUCACUGUAUAAGCGUCAGCGUCAGGCAUGCUAUCUCUCUACGCUCCUAAAGCGACUACCAACCGAUAUUACUAAUCAUGUUCGUCACAAAGCGAGCUGCUCGUCGUUGUACCUUCUCAAGUAAUAAAAUGUGAUAUGGUGAUAUGGUGACUCCAAUCUAAAUGGUUAGACAUUCCAAGUCCUAAAUAUUUGUGUUUGGCAGAUAACUCUAGGGGCGUGUCUUGAAAGGAGGAUGUCGUGAAAGUCACACCUGGGCGGUACGCAAAAGGGGACGCGAGACAAGGGACGCGUCUCUCGAGGCUCUGCUGUUCGCUCGCAUAUUCUCUUUCGCCUCCAUUCCCUCGCCAGUUGAAAUCGAGACAUUGCUCACAGGCUAAGUAGUGGGGGUGAGUCCUAGCUCACAAACCAGUCCAGAUGUUUCUUAAACGGAGGGUUUUAUUCCAUUCUCUCAAAACUAUUUAUAAAGUUGAACUGGAAUAGAAAAACCUGAAACGUAAAAUAUCCUUCUGGGUGAUGUAAUUACCUCGGGCGGAGGGCUUAAAGUAAAACGGGGGCCUUUGGUUAGGCCCCUGGGGUCAUUUGCAUAAAACUUGACACUAACUUUUGACGUUAAAUGAAGGAUUUUGACAAAGCUGAACUUCAGACGUUAGCGUUUACGUCCGACGUUGAUAUUUUUAAAGUAAUUGGCCUCUGGAGGGAGAAUGAUCCCCCGCUCCAGGCGGUGAAGGUAGAGAGAUUCCACGCUCCAGGCAGGGAAGGGAAUGAGAUCCCUCGCUGCCCCAGGCGGGGAAGGGAAAAGAAGAUUUAGCCUUCACUUCUUGAACAAUGCGAUGAUGUAGCAUUGAUCGGAUCUUCGACCUGAACAUCUUUCUUUACUGCGCUUUUCACAAACAUGCGAACUCUAAAGAUCAAAAGCCGCCUUCACAAUUGCGUUUUUCGCUGCUGUCAAUCAUAAUUACGAUCACAAGCAACGAACCUUGAAACACAGAAACGCACAAAACGGAUCGAGAUCCACCAAUCACAAAUCACAAACCUUGACCUUUUGAACCCGUUAAAGUAAAGUUUUGUUUCCUAAGAGGUCCGUUAAGAUGAUUGACGGCAGCGAAAAACGCAAUCGUCAGUUGGCUUUUGAACUUCAGAAUUCGCAUGUUUGUGAAAAGCGCAGUAAGGUCUGGUUUAUGUCACUUGUUGAUUAGUUGAAGGCAAGAAGUGUUCUUAACUUUCAAGCCUUGUCCUUGUCAGUCCCAAGCGGUAUGCACCCACAGCAUCGUGAAAUGGGGACUCCACGUAAUAGACUAGGUUUUCAUCUAGGAGGACAGGAAAUGAUGCAGAUGAGCAAGUUACUGGGUCAGAUCGAAAGUUUAAUGUUGAUUUGCUGGCUGAACCGUGAGAAUCACUGAUCCCUAUGAACGCUGCUGGCGCUAGCUGUUGUAUCCCGAUCCUGAUCAGAUUCCUAGACUCAAGAACGCGACGUCUGGGAGUCAGUCCACAGCUGUUGUACAGUAAGCUGUCUCGUGGUGAAACAUUGACUCGGAAUGUAAUGUAUUAUAUCCAGUAUAUUGUAGAGAAAUUGGCACUCUUUAUUGUUCGUGUAUGAAGGGUGUGAGUUUACUUGGACCACAGUUAAUAGAGUGGAAUAGUUAUGUAGCCCGUCAGACUCCUUUGUUAUGAGCGUUUGUUCACAUGACCGAUCGUCCUAAUAAUUUAUUUUGCAUUUAUUUAUUUAUUUAUUUAUUUAUUUGAUGUUUCUCGCCUCUGAUAACCAUUCUCGUCUACUUCCUGUGGUUGGACGAACUUGUAUAGCUGGGCAGCCUUGAAGGCCGGGGCAGGCUAGAGUUGCUCAUUUGUUGGCCGUAAACAAGCCAAUCUUUGGGAUGAACCUUCUUGUAGAAAUAAAAACCUUUUAUUGAUACAGUCGACUCCCGAGGAUUCGAACCCACCUCGCCCUAACUCCAACCAACCUUUGAUCUCCUUCCGUCUUACAUGUACUGUAAUUUUACCCUCGAUAACUAGAACAUCCCGUUACGCGAAGUAAUUUUUGUUUCCCCUCCAAUCAUUUCUAUAUAAUUUUACCCCCGAUAACUCGAACCAUAUUUUGAGCCCUGCCUUAAAAAGUCGGGGCAAAAAAACAGUGUACCGGGUUCCGAAACAUUGAAUUUUGAAUUUCCCAUUGACGUGUUGUAGGCCUUUACUAGUGGAGGCUGAUGUUGUUUGUUACAAUUCUAACGUAAACAGCUUUACUUAACUCAUGCUCUAUUUAGGCUAUAUUUUGCUACGCUACGUGUUGAUUAAUAAUCUAGAAGUAUCUUUCAAUUUUCUCUUAACAUUUCUACAAGUAAAUGUGGUUAAAAUGUUCACUUUCGGGAGCCUUACGGGCUCCUGUCACUGCACAGUACUAGAGAAAAACUGUUUUUUUUUGUUUCCAGCUAUUUUCUCCGAGCUCCCGAUAACUCGAAUUUUUUUUUAAUUUCCCUUGAAGGUUUGACAUAUCGGGAGUCGACUGUAUAGUCAAAUAUGAUGCCUAUGCGUUCCGCGUGCCUCCGUCUGGGAAUCUGUAAAAAGCCGGCUCUAGGAAAAGGACACUAUAAUUCCAUGGGCUCUCUUCGCGAUCUUGUAAAUGGUGCAAAGCCAAAGAUCACGAUCUAGGAGUAAAAAUCGUUGGACGAAAAUGUCGAGUCUGUUUGUGCCACCAAAAUGAGUCAAAACAUGGUACAAAAAGUAUGAAAAUUGUGAAUUAUAUUGACAGACACAACUUUGUUGAAAUGAUUUGCUUACCAAGUCCAAUCGUACUGAAAUACAGACUUAUAAAGUAGAGGAACGAACUUUUGGGACAUCCUCUAUAUACGUUUGCCCUCUUGUUUUCAUGGUAAAUUUCAAUCCUUAGACGGCUUUAUUGUAAACCCGUUUCCAUUCUCGUCAUAACCUGGAUGACUCUGUACUUUAACGUAGACCCCGUUGAUAUGAAGGACAGUUGUUGCUAAAGAGGGUCACCCUCUCAGCCGAGUCAACAUAAGCGAGCAGUCAGACUGAAAAGGUGGACGCCUUUGCACGAGCCAACAUCGCUCACACACGGGCACAACGCUAGCUCAUACUCCGAUUGUCUCACCUUGACCCGAGCUGACCCAUAGCUGGGCGAGCCAAAGUAUUUACAUGGAGAAAAGUUGGCCUGGCGUGGAGGGUAACCCUACUAUUGAAAAUAGUUGAACCGCCUUCAAUCCGAGCCAAUUUUUUUGUUUCUCGUGUAAAUGAUUCGUCACGUUUUGUUAGGAAAUGUAUGAAAAGUUGGCUCAGUCGCCCAGUGUAGCUUAGAUAGGGGAGUGACCCUUCUACUCGGGACGGGGUUUCUUUUUAAACGGGGCCUUACAACUUGUACAUUGCGUACGGACGCUGAAAUGAGUUACUGAAAUUAGAGGAAAGAAGCUUUUCUUCGCCGCUGUCUUUGCCUCCCUUGUCCCUGCAAAAAAAUGAAGAAAAGAAAGUAUCUCUUUCUGAAGUGUUAAAAAUUCACAUUUUUAAAACGUGCUCAGUGUAAAACCUUUCAUGUGAAAAUGAGUUUUAUUUGCAUGAGAAUAAAAAGAUCAUUUUCAUAUCAAUAGCUUCGCCGUUGGCCUCCCUUUGAAACAGAGGCCGUGACCGUUGACCGUGUUCCAAGACGUCGACGACAGAUAUCAAGGUUUGAUACUUGCAAAAACGCAUUCGAUGGUAAUGAGCACGUCAGGAGCCCAUAACUAUGAAAUUCUCAAAUAUCAGUGGCGGAUCCAGGGGAGGAGCGCCCCCCCUCCGCUCCUUAUCUGAAGGUCUGGAUCCGCCACGGAAUAUUACAAGAAGUUCCUCAGUAUUCAGGGAUCUACCUAUUUGUCAGUAGACAUUAAAAAGUGGAAAAAGUAUAUGAAAAUAUCCCCUUUGAAGAAUGGCCUGCAACUUCAAAUUCUGUCUUAGCUUUUUGCAACCCUCAGACAUUACCAGCCAUUCACAAGAUCCUUACCACUCCUUUUCAGUACUACACCCGUGGGAAGUGUUUCUUGUGAAUGCUCUUUUUUUUUUUGCUGUGAGGUGUCUCAAAUUUUGGAACCGUUCUACAAUGACUGAGGAACGCUUGAGUGGCCUAGAGAUGCUUAUCAUUCACCGUGAGACUAAUUACGUACGGAAUCUGAGGUCUGAUUCAUUUACCCAAUAAAACGAAACUGGCGCCAAGUGACCCAACCACACACUUCUUUUGAACUGAGCCCUCUGUGUGAGUAUUUAUACCGUCGUCUAUCGAUGAAGGGAAAUCCAUUUGAAGACAUUCUAGAAUAAAGUGGUCAGAUAUUGAUGCAUCAGCAAUAGUUUACAAAACGUUUACUUUUGACGGAAUAUCAAUGAAAAUUAGCAUUUCCAUGUCUCCGCAUCUCUGUAUUCAUUUCAAAAUGUUCUGAAAGAGAAUCUGCUCCAGCCUCGGUUCCCCCUCCCCCCAGUUAAAAAUAUCUAGCUACGACCUUGAAACAAACUUUUCUCUCACAAGUAUAAAAUGUGAAGCACGGUGAAGGUCUUGUUCACAAUCAGUCAACCAAUAAAAAUUUUACAAUUACGUCUUCUAGGAAUUCCUUGAGCUUUCCGGGAAUUUUUGCCUUUGGCGUCGAUGAUUGGAUCGUUCGUUCACUUUAUCUUGUAUAUAAUUAAAGUAACCGGUAUUCUUUUACAACACACCAUAACAAGAACAGACGUUGUUUUGAACUGAUACAUACCGAGACCUACCGUACUAAAAAUACAUAAAAGCUGGCAGCUGGGCCAAAACUGGAGGGCAACAACGGUCAUGAGAACAGUAACAACCGGCACAACAUCCCCUGAAAAAACCCGCGGAACUUUCCGUAUGUUUAUUUCUUUCCAAUAUAAAUCUAUUUUUAGUAAGAGCGCUUUCAAAACUCCAAGAGCCCCAGCCACUUACAGUUCAGUCCAACCAUCGAGUUGGCUUCCUCAAGAGUAAAUACGCAAUCCUCAACGGCUCAAGGUUACUUGAGUACGAAUAUAUUCGAAAGUACAACGCCAAACUGCCGGUAUUUAAUUUUUAAACGUUGAAUGCUCUUGAAGUGCCUUUAGACUGCGACAAUGACUAUUUCAACUCUUUUGCUUUUACUUAGCUUGCAAGUGAAAAUCUGUUAUUUCUCAUCAAUGUUUAACUAUUUUUAAAUCUAAAACUGAGGAAAGCCCGCUGGAGAACUGGAGAUGGUGGUGAAAUUUUAGCUAAUGACGUGCCUUCUAAGAAACCUCAUAACUUUCCUAGAAUGUAAGCCACUGGAAUCAAUGAUUGGCUAACUCGUCCAUUAAGGUCGCGGAAUAAUUCUGAUUGGACGAAAUGUCACCCACUGACGUAAAGCUUGUACUAAGUUGUGUUUUCGCUUCACGGAUUUCAGUGCGAGUGUGCAGGUUUUUACUGUGUUAUAGAAAUCAUUAUUGGUAAGCAGUAAGAAUAUCUAGCAUUGAACUGAACCAUGUCUAGUGGAAAGGUAAGUUUGAGUAUACCUAGCUAGUGUUUCCUUUUCUCAUUUACGGUCUAGUUACUAAUUUCUCAUGUUACAUUCUAUUUACCACCCCCAUCGUACCUAUGCUUCCGUUCACUUCCGUCUGUAAACGUUUCUCAAAAAUCAUCUCCAAAGUCAAAGUUCUGGUUCGCGAGCCCAGUGUAAAAGUGAAGCCUGUUUCAGGAGUAUAUCAAGGUCGUAAUUACCUACUUUUAACUGAGAAUGUAUCGGAGGCAGAUUGCAGCUUGAUCUUCUUCGGGAAUGGAAGCAAGUGUUCGAAUAACUAAAUGUCUCCGAUUAGAUUUUUAAUACUGUACGAGCUUGGGUGGUUGACAGUGAUAGUGCGUUCAGAUGGAUACUAACGAUGACUUUUAAAAUUAAUGUUACAAAUCAGACGCCAUAUCAGGGAAACAGACGUUGCUUUGGAGAAUACAGAUGCCCACAGUGCAAUAGACUGUGGAUGAGUGCCAACAGUUGGGCCAACACCGGUCAGCAAUGUCAGUCCUGUAACAUUAUUGUAUACCCACACACACAACGUCGCCUGGAAAAACCCGAGGGACUGGACGUUGGAGAUCCCAAAAAACGCCACCCGCAGCAUUUGUGCGAGAAAUGCAAGAGAUUAGGUUACUUCUGUGGAGAUACAGAUCGCCGCUAACGCUACUAGCACAACUAAAAGCAGCCACAACUGUGUUAUAUGCCGUCAAACACAAAAUCAGCUUAUUAAUGUUUGACUUACUAGCCAAGGGUUGGUCAAUAAUCCUUUCACAAUUGUAACUACUUACAAGUGAAU